CUAUAAUCGCUUUUCGAGCUCGCGCCGGCGCGGAGACAGCAAGAGUCUUAAGUACGACUCGUUGUAGCCUUUGUAGGCCUCGCCAGAGCGCGGGUCGCUGACAACUGUGCGAGCUCGUACUCCAACACACAUAUCAAUCUACUCUCAGCAGCAUGGAUGCUGAGCCCGCAGCCGCCGAGCCUGCCGCAGAGCCCCCCGCUGGUGAGCCGGACGCGGCCGGUGAUGGCCUCGGCGUCGAUGGCAUGGACGAGGCCCCCGCCGAAGGCAUGGACGCCGCCGCGCGCUUAGGUUUGCCCGUCAAGACGGCCGAAGAGGAAGCAAAAGAAAAGGAGGACGCCGAGCUGCGAGACCUCAAAAAACAAGUGCUAGAAGAAGAAAAGCGGAAACGGGCGGAGCGCUUCAACAUGGAGGUCGACGAACCGGAGAAGAAGGACGAGCCCUGGGCGCCGCCCGACGGCGUGCCCUGGUCGCUCUUCAAGAAGCAGCAGCUCGACGCCAAGCGGAAACCGAGCAGGGGCCCCGCCAUCACGACGGGCUUCGACAUCUCCACGGCCGAAGAACGGGCCAAGGCCGCUUCACGUCUCGCGAAGUUCGACCCGGAAGCCGCCGAAAAGUUGCAAAAAGAACAACAGGAGAAAGAUGAGGAGUUCGCGCAGCGGGCGAAAAGACUGGCGCGCUUCGGCGGCCAGGAUUUGGGGGAACACGGGGCCGCUUGGACUAGGUUUGAGGCGGAAGCUUUGAGGCCUUUGAAACUGUCGGCCGAGGAACUGCUAGCUGAUGAUCCUGAUCGUACUGAUGGAGACGCGCAGGCGACGGAGAAAUUACAUCUGCGAGUAUUGCCAGUUGAUAGGCAGGUCUUCAAGAAGCUGCGGAGUAAUGAUUUGGAGGGCCAUUUCUCGGCCUACGGCGCGUCGUACGUCGAAUGGCUCGGGGAACAAUCCGCGAACGUCUGGUUCCCGGACGCCGACAACGCGGCACGGGCGAAACUGGCCCUCGCCGCCGAGAUUCCCGCGGCGCCCUUCGGCGACGUCGACCUGAGCGGGUGGCGCCUCGCGAAAAUAGAAAAAACGAAAGGAGACAAGUGGGGCAAGCGAGGGACAGCCGCGCGCUGCCUCGUGCGCUUCGGCGGUUCAAAUGAUGUGCUCGCCGAGAAGCCGAAGUUCGCGAACCCGGACCCGACGAAAAGAGGCAAAUUCAAGGCGCCGAAGAAGAAGCGCGGCCGCGGCAAGCGCAAGAUGAACCCGGAGAAGGUCGUCGGGAGCAUCGAGGGCGGCCUCGGGGCGUCGCGGGGCUACGGGACGCCGCUCGAUUUCGGGGAUUCGGAGCCGGCGGCGAAGCGGUCCAAAGGUGGUGAGGAGUAAAUUACAACACAC
This is a messenger RNA of Pelagomonas calceolata, 1373 nucleotides long. NCBI's taxonomy places the organism in Eukaryota, Pelagophyceae, Pelagomonadales, Pelagomonadaceae. The record is from the annotation of a GenBank genome assembly.